Messenger RNA from Gossypium arboreum, 1260 nucleotides. RefSeq lists its product as uncharacterized. The coding region runs from base 1 to 1260 and encodes 419 amino acids. Lineage: Eukaryota; Viridiplantae; Streptophyta; Magnoliopsida; Malvales; Malvaceae. The record is from RefSeq and is a predicted model, not a curated record. The transcript has a single exon.
AUGGAAAGACUUGCUGCCGAUGCUGCAAAAUAUCAACAGUGGACAGACGCAUCAAUACAAGAGUUAACUAAUCAAGUUAGUAAACUCUCGAUGGCAGUUAAUCGCUUGGAGUCUCAAGGUAAACUACCUUCUCAAACAGAGCCGAACCCUCGGCAGAAUGUCAGUGCAAUAACUCUUCGUAGCAGAAAGGUUCUAGAAACAGUUCCAGCCAAAAAUCAUGGGCAAGAAAAGGAACGGGAAAAGCAGAUUUCAGAUCCAAUAGCAAGGCCAGAAUCGGAAGUUCAGAAACUAGUUGUGAUGCCACCUCCUUUUCCAGGGAGGCUUGCAAGGGAUAAGAAAGAGAAGGAGGAAAAAGAAAUCCUCGAGACAUUCAGGAAGGUGGAGGUAAAUAUCCCUUUACUCGACGCUAUCAAACAGAUCCCUCGUUAUGCAAAAUUCCUCAAGGAAUUGUGUACUCGAAAAAGGAGGUUAAUAGGUAACGAAAGAGUAAAUGUAGGAGAAAAUGUCUCUGCAGUGCUGCAAAAGAAAGUUCCACCCAAAUACAAGGACCAAGGUAUGUUUGCUAUUCCUUGUGAGAUAGGCAAUAUAGGCAUUAAGAAAGCCAUGUGCGGUUUAGGGGCUUCCAUUAAUGUUAUGGCUUAUUCUAUUUAUAAACUGAUUAACGCGGGUCCUUUAAAAGAGACAGGAGUAAUAAUCCAGUUGGCGGACAGGACAGUCGUCUAUCCUGAAGGGCUGCUUGAAGACGUCCUUGUUAAAGUUAACGAAUUAGUUUUCCCUGCAGAUUUUUAUAUUAUCAACAUGAAAGAUGACAAUUCGGCUAAUUCGUCUGACAUAAUUCUUGGGAGACCAUUCUUGAGUACAGCACAAACGAGAAUUGAUGUUUGGAGUGGAACACUCAUCAUGGAAUUUGACAAUGAAACGGUUAAGUUUAAUGUUUAUGAAGAUAUGGGACAUCUUAAUGAUAAGUCACAAAUUGUGCCUUGCAGGAAUGUAGAUCUUGAUGUUAAGCAAGAGGAAUUAUCGAUGAUCCAAAAACCAAUACGUGAAGCUAUGAUGAAAGCCUCGAAAUUGGAAAUCAAACCGUUUCUAGAACAUACAAGGAUUCCAAUAGAGGAAAAUGUAAAGAUUAACGAAGAAGAUCAAAUGAUAGGAGAAUCCGAGAAAUACUUCAAGGAUAGUGGAAAAAGGUCGAAACCUUUCUGCAAGAACAUCCAAGUGCACAAGAUGGGAAAAUUAAUUCUCAAUAAACCCAAAGGAUAA